This is a messenger RNA of Bursaphelenchus okinawaensis, 1809 nucleotides long. NCBI's taxonomy places the organism in Eukaryota, Metazoa, Nematoda, Chromadorea, Rhabditida, Aphelenchoididae. The record is from the annotation of a GenBank genome assembly.
AUGAGAGUUCAUGUUAUUAACGAAAACGAUUCUUGUUUUAUUCAGGAACAAUGUUAUGACAGUAAGAUACACAAUUUUAUACUAUUUAUGUCAUAGCCAGUAAGGAAGGCAUACGGUACGGUCAACCAAGGCAAGACGUGGAUUUUUGAGCCGGAGCUGUGGGAAUAAACAAUUCUGUGCCGAUUUUUAUUUCAAUUUUAUCCGAAUUUAAACAACAUUCAACUUUUUCAAAAUAUGUUUUUUAAAGUAGCAGUUCUUAAGGUAUAUAAUUAAGUAGUUUUAAAUAUUACUAUAGUAUAAAUUCACGUUUUAGACCGACAUCUAAAGAUAGAAGGAUCAAAAUGUGAAAUAUACAGUAUGAAAAAACAAAAAAUUUUUUUUGUUGCCCCAGACGAAAUGGACUAUUGGAAAACCUUUAAUUAUAAGACACCUUUCAACACAAUGACAAGUAGGGUAAGAUUUGAAAACAAAUAACUGCAAACACGUUUUUAAACUUCUUUGUUAAAAUAUAGAUAUGAGUGCUGCAGUAAACAAAUCUCCCAAACUGUUAGUUAAAAACACCCUAUGUUUCAUGUAGAGAAGACCCCUUCCCCUGCUUCCCCUCCGAUAAAUUAGCAUAUAAAAGUUUGAAUUUUACAAUAAUUUAAUUGUUUUUAGUUUUUGGUCUAUGACAAACAUAACUAUGAAUGGAUGGAAGUACAAGUAGAUGCUAAAUUUCGAUAUGCAUGUAAUUUCGAACUAUUCGCUUCCAUAUACCCAUUGCCACGCUUUGAAAUUAUGGAAUUUUGUCGUAAUUCUAGCUAUGCUAAGAGUUUGGUCAGACAUGUUUUCAUUCAAUUUAAAAAAGGUAAGUUUUGCAAAUUGUACAUUAGUUUUGUAAAGCUGGUUAUAACCAGGGCCGGGCGCGAGGGGGGGGGUACCCCCCCCUCCCCCAGAAAAAAAAAUUUUGAAAAAAGUUGAACGUGGUCCCCCCUGUGGAUUUUCGGAAAAAAAAUUUUGCAAAAAAUCGGCACAGGUAUUGGACCCCUGCCCCCAGACCAAAAGUCCCCGCCCGGUCCUGGUUAUAACCAAAAGUAGGGACAAAUCCUAGUGUUAAAAAAGGCUUUGUACAUUAAAUCCCACUAGUUCGGUAUGGCAAUUCUUAGCGACUAGAGUCCUUUUACAGGAGAGCUCAUUUAGUUAUUAUAACAACCAACAUAUUUCCAUUCUAAUGUUUAUUCGGGUCUUUAAAAAGAUUGUGGGGACAGCGACUGACCCUCUUUCUAUAGACAACGAGUUGAAUUGAUAUUAAGCUGCGCUCUUACCCUCUUAUACUGUCACGGAGUCUGAUAGAUGCUCAUCUCCGCAGAGCGCAAACUCAGCUGUAACACUAACUGAAUAAGAUCACAGCCCAAACAGGGCGGAUCAAAGCCAAUACAGGAUGGGGCAUAACCAAAGCAAGGCGGGGGAUAUUCAAUGAAUGACCGAGUCACAACAGGAGAAGUCGUAGUAAAAAAUAGAAAGUUUAUCAUCGAAAAAUAUGCAUAAUGAUAAGUUCAUUGAUAGCACAUUUACAUUUUAGGUGGUGUUCGUGUGAAACAUUUUAAGGCCACACAUAACCGUACUUUUCCGCCGAAAAAAACAAAUAGUGAUCAUCAAAUUGAGAUGUUAACGAAUAUGAAGUUUCCUGUGCCAAAAGGAUCUUCGGUUGCCUUUUACAAUUGGUUUGCUCAACUACACAUUGCCAAUGACAACGUCCCUGUAAUCGACGCCAAAACUGGUGCUACACAACAUUUUGAUUUUUAUUUAUUAAAUCCCAAUGAACAAUAA